AUGGUUCAGCAGAGGGGCCAGAAACAUUCAGCAGUCAUGGAUGGAGGUUUUUCCCAAGAGGUGUUUGUUGGACUGGGUGCUGAGGAUGGAGAUGAGGUUUUUGGGCAUGUCCCCCCUGACAAAGAUCCCAACUGGUGCAAAACUCCCACUGGACACAUAAAGAGACCGAUGAAUGCAUUCAUGGUCUGGUCCCAGAUUGAGAGACGGAAGAUUAUGGAACAGUGGCCUGACAUGCACAAUGCUGAGAUCUCCAAACGCCUUGGAAAGCGCUGGAAACUACUCCCAGACUAUGAAAAAAUUCCAUUCAUCAAAGAGGCAGAGAGACUGCGUCUCAAGCACAUGGCUGACUAUCCCGAUUACAAAUAUCGUCCAAGGAAGAAGAGCAAAUGUUCCACACCAGUGAAAGUUGGGGAAAAACUCCCACUGAAAACCAGCAAGUGCCACCCAGGCCGUUCUGCUACCUUCACCAGCAAAGGACUCAAAGUCAAACCCACCUCCUCCAAACAUAAAGUGAACUGCAACGGCAAUAAAUACAAGAGUUACAGUGAGAGCAUUAGUGAUGAUGACACAGUGGAUGUAAAACUGGUGAGUCCAGUAAACCUGCAAGACGAUCAAAGCCAGACAAGCCUGGCUGCUCUCUACCAGCAGGCUAAUACUUCCUCAAAGGAGCAGCAGCCCGUGCCCCAGCUGAAACAUAAAGUGCCCACCAACCAGCCAAACCGUACCCAGAGUUUCUCUUCAGAUGAUGGGGUACAUGCCCUUAAUGAGUCAAGGGCGUCUGAAUCCCAAGGGUCUCACUCCGGAAGAUCCUCCACACCAACUUCCACCAGCUCUUCUUCCUUCGUGUCCUCAGCCUCUUCAGACGAGGAGCUGGAUGAGGAGAUCUUGCAUAUCAUUUCCAAUGCUAACUUUGACAACAUGUCUAUGGACUGCUCUUCUCUGGACAAAGACAUUGAAGCAUUUCACGCCAACUCAGGAUCCCACUUUGACUUCCCUGACUACUGCACUCCAGAGGUGAAUGAGAUGAUCUCUGGGGACUUACUUGUACCUAGCAUCUCAGACCUGGUGUUCACUUACUGA
This is a messenger RNA of Chanos chanos (milkfish), 1080 nucleotides long. It is a transcript of the gene sox12, whose product is annotated as SRY-box transcription factor 12. Gene Ontology annotation, molecular function: RNA polymerase II cis-regulatory region sequence-specific DNA binding; DNA-binding transcription activator activity, RNA polymerase II-specific. The transcript has a single exon. Gene Ontology annotation, biological process: brain development; positive regulation of transcription by RNA polymerase II; neuron differentiation. Bases 1 to 1080 code for a protein of 359 amino acids. Gene Ontology annotation, cellular component: nucleus. The record is from RefSeq and is a predicted model, not a curated record. NCBI's taxonomy places the organism in Eukaryota, Metazoa, Chordata, Actinopteri, Gonorynchiformes, Chanidae.